UUCAACUUUGUUUCUCGACCCGCUGGCGCUCGCUCGCUGACUUUGUGUCCGUCAGCCCCAAUACAGGGCUGCGUUUAAAAAGCAGGAGGGAGAUGGAGGAAGCGAGAUCAAGCGGUCACGGCGGCAUCCUGAUCCGUGGCGGGAAGGUGGUGAACGAAGACCGCUCCGAGUUAGCCGACGUGUACAUUGAGAAGGGCGUGAUUCAGGAUGUGGGGCCUAAGCUGGCGCUGCCGGCGCUGCCGCCGGGGACCAGAGUGAUCGAGGCCGCUGGUAAACUGGUGCUGCCGGGGGGCAUCGACACCCACACACACAUGCAGCUCCCCUUCAUGGGCACACAAGCUGUCGAUGACUUCUAUCAUGGAACUAAGGCUGCUGUGGCCGGAGGUACCACUAUGAUAUUGGACUUUGUGAUCCCUACUAAAGGUGACUCGUUAUUAGAAGCCUACGACAAAUGGAAAAGCUGGGCUGAUCCUAAAGUCUGUUGUGAUUACUCAUUCCAUGUGGCUGUAACUUGGUGGAGUGCAAAGGUGAAGGAAGAAAUGGAAAUUAUAGUCAAUGAGAGAGGUGUGAAUUCCUUCAAGAUGUUCAUGGCAUAUAAAGAUGUCUUCAUGCUUCAGGAUGAUGAACUGUACCCUGCUUUCUGCCAGUGUAAGAAAUUGGGAGCGAUUGCUCAGGUUCAUGCGGAAAAUGGACAUUUAAUAGUAGAGGGUGCAAAGAAGAUGCUUGAAAUGGGAAUUUCUGGUCCUGAAGGUCAUGAGCUUUGUCGACCUGAAGAGGUGGAGGCUGAAGCCACACAAAGGGCAAUUACGAUAGCCAGUUGUAUUAACUGUCCCAUCUAUAUAGUUCACGUAAUGAGUAAAUCUGCGGCUAAUGUGAUUGCCCGUGCACGGAGAGAAGGGAAGGUUGUCUUUGGUGAACCUAUUGCAGCCAGUCUAGGGACUGAUGGGACUUCAUAUUGGGACAAAGACUGGCGCACUGCUGCAGGCUAUGUCAUGGGACCACCACUACGACCUGACCCUGCCACACCAGGGUACCUUAUGGACCUGCUGGCAAAUGAUGACCUGACUGUGACUGGAACUGACAAUUGCACUUUUAAUGGCUGCCAAAAGGCCAUGGGAAAAGAUGAUUUUACAAAGAUUCCAAAUGGGGUGAAUGGUGUAGAAGACAGAAUGUCCGUUAUAUGGGAGAAAGGAGUGCACUGCGGUAAAAUGGAUGAGAAUAGAUUUGUGGCUGUGACCAGCACCAAUGCAGCAAAGAUAUUUAACCUUUAUCCCAGGAAGGGAAAAAUAGCCAAAGGCUCCGAUGCUGAUAUUGUCAUUUGGGAUCCACAUGCUUCUAGGACCAUUUCAGCCAAAACACAUCAUCAGGCUGUGGAUUUCAAUAUCUUUGAAGGUAUGGUUUGCCAUGGGGUCCCUUUGGUCACCAUCUCACGAGGAAAAGUGGUGUUUGAAAGUGGAGUCCUACAUGUUACAGCAGGUGAUGGAAAGUAUAUUCCACGGAAACCAUUUGCAGAAUAUGUUUUUAAGCGGAUCUGGCAACGUGAUCAGGUUUGUCAGCCGAAGCCAGUCCAGAGAGAGCCAUACGUGGGCGAAUUGGCAUCAGGGCAGCCAAUUGUCCACAACCCAACAUGGCAAAAGGGAUUGAAUAAAAUUCCCUCUGAUUUCUACACAUUUGAACUUUUAAUUCCUGCUGAAUUCUGGUGGGCCUAUAAUACAACACAUCAAAGUGAUCAUCCAUUUUUAACUAAGUUCCACUUACAUAACCUCAAUGAAUGAUCUACCAAGAAUAUCCUCACUGAGUACUGCCGUGGUGUUCUUCCAAAUCAAAACCAUAACUCCCUCUCCUCUCUUACCUCAACCUCUAACACAACUAUAUGUUUCCUGAAAAGUUGAGCUGCUAAUCUUGUCCCUCCCUCAAUCAUAUUUCUGCUAAGGCUGUAAUGUCCCAGUACCAUGCAUCAAUCCCGUCCUGACUUCAUCUGCCUUACCUAUCAGUCUUCUUCCAUUCAAAUAAAUAAACUCAGAGAGUGGUGUAUAUUUGGGAUGUGCUGCCAAAGCAGUUAGGUGAGGCAAGUACAAUAACAGCAUUUAAAAUACACUUAGACAGGUAUAUGGAUAGGAACGGUUUAAAGGAAUAUGAACCAAACAUGGACUAGCUUAGAUAGGGCAUUUUGGUUAGCAUGGGCAUUUGGGCUGAAGGAACUGUUUCCGUGCAGUAUGGUGCUAUGGGUUCUCUUGACUGGAGCACUAAUGAUUUCCACUGAAAUUGCUUUGAGAGUAUGAUUUUAUGUCUUUGGAGAAACUAUGAAAGUAAAUUGUUAAAUUACUACCGAUUACAUGCAAAGAACAAUGUUUUGUGCAUUUAUUAAGGGCCUAAAAUUCCUCUCCUUUUGUAUGGUUGAGGGUAAGAAUUGCAAAUCAAUAUAGAUGUAAAAAAUAUAUUCAAAACGCAUUGACGUUUUGCAUGGCCUAUGACACAUGUUUCAUGCAAUGUAUAUUGUCCUUAAAGAUUAUCAAAGAGCUAUUUUACCCUUUAU
Amblyraja radiata (thorny skate) is the source of this 2536-nucleotide messenger RNA. RefSeq names its product dihydropyrimidinase (gene dpys). NCBI's taxonomy places the organism in Eukaryota, Metazoa, Chordata, Chondrichthyes, Rajiformes, Rajidae. The record is from RefSeq and is a predicted model, not a curated record. The coding region runs from base 93 to 1775 and encodes 560 amino acids. The transcript has 10 exons. Gene Ontology annotation, cellular component: cytosol; cytoplasm. Gene Ontology annotation, biological process: pyrimidine nucleobase catabolic process. Gene Ontology annotation, molecular function: dihydropyrimidinase activity.